AUGGAGCCCUUCCUGGUCCGGAGGCUGUCAUGUCGCACUGUCCAGCUGCCUCCUCUGGCCUUCAGGCAGGCUGAGCAGUACUACUACAACCACAAACCUGAACCAGACACUGUCACAGUCCCACUGCGACCGACCACACUGCCCCUACGCACCCCUCCACUUAUCGCCAUCACCUCAGCCGACACCAGCAGUUUCGAUGUGGACAACGGCACAUCGUCAGGGCGCAGCCCACUGGACCCCAUGGCCAGCCCGGGGUCUGGGCUCAUACUGCAGGGCAACUUUGUCCACAGUCAGCGGAGAGAGUCCUUCCUCUACCGCUCCGACUCGGACUAUGACCUGUCACCGAAGUCCAUGUCCAGAAACUCCUCCAUCGCCAGUGACAUUCAUGGCGACGAUAUGAUUGUAACACCAUUUGCACAGGUUCUGGCCAGUCUAAGAACUGUACGGAAUCAUUUUGCUGCAUUAAGCAAUUGUUCACAAGACAGAGCGUCCAACAAGAGAUCACCCAUGUGUAAUCCACCACCCAUCACCAAGACCACCUUCACAGAGGAGGCCUACCAGAAACUGGCCACCGAGACGUUGGAGGAGCUGGACUGGUGCCUGGACCAGCUGGAGACCCUGCAGACCAGACACUCAGUUGGCGAGAUGGCCUCCAACAAGUUCAAGAGAAUGUUGAACAGGGAGCUCAGCCACCUGUCUGAGAUGAGUCGCUCAGGGAACCAGGUGUCAGAGUUCAUCUCCAGCACCUUCCUGGACAAGCAGCACGAGGUGGAGAUGCCGACUCCCCAGACGCAGAAGGAGAAGGAAGACAAGAAGAAUAGGCCCAUGUCUGAGAUCAGUGGGGUGAAGAAACUGCAGCACAGCUCCAGCCUCACCAACUCUAACAUACCCCGCUUCGGAGUCAAGAGCGAGACUGAGGACGAACUGGCUAAGGAGCUGGAGGAUGUAAAUAAAUGGGGCCUUAACGUUUUCAAAGUCACUCAGUUCUCUGGGAACAGGCCCCUGACCGUCAUGAUGCACACUAUAUUCCAGGAGAGAGACUUGUUAAAAACUUUUAAAAUUCCACUCGACACUUUUAUAACCUACCUGAUGACCUUAGAAGACCAUUACCAUGGCGAUGUGGCCUACCACAACAACAUCCAUGCUGCUGAUGUCACCCAGUCCACUCACGUGCUGCUAUCCACCCCCGCUCUAGAGGCUGUGUUCACAGACCUGGAGAUCCUAGCUGCCAUAUUUGCCAGUGCUAUUCAUGACGUGGACCACCCUGGAGUCUCCAACCAGUUCCUCAUCAACACCAACUCGGAGCUGGCCCUCAUGUACAAUGACUCGUCAGUCCUGGAGAACCACCACCUGGCUGUGGGCUUCAAGCUGCUUCAGGAAGAGAACUGUGACAUCUUUCAGAACCUCAGCAAGAAACAACGACAAUCACUGCGCAAGAUGGUCAUCGACAUCGUCCUAGCGACUGACAUGUCCAAGCACAUGAACCUCCUGGCUGACCUGAAGACCAUGGUGGAGACCAAGAAGGUGACCAGCUCUGGAGUUCUACUCCUGGACAACUACUCUGACAGGAUCCAAGUUUUGCAGAACAUGGUGCACUGUGCAGACCUGAGUAACCCCACCAAGCCACUGCAGCUGUACCGCCAGUGGACCGACCGCAUCAUGGAAGAGUUCUUCACCCAGGGGGACAGGGAGAGGGAGAGAGGCAUGGAGAUCAGCCCUAUGUGUGACAAACACAACGCCUCUGUCCAGAAGAGCCAGGUGGGCUUUAUUGACUACAUCGUCCACCCUCUAUGGGAGACAUGGGCAGACCUGGUGCACCCUGACGCUCAGGACAUCCUGGACACUCUGGAGGACAACAGGGAGUGGUACCAGAGCACCAUCCCCCAGAGCCCCUCACCUACCCUGGACGAGCCUGAGGACGGCAGCCGUCCCCCUGGUGGGGACAAGUUCCAGUUUGAACUCACCCUGGAGGAGGACGGGGAAUCGGACACGGAGAAGGACAGUGGCAGCCAACCCGAGGAAGAGGAUGAAGAAGAGGAGAACAGUUGUAGUGACUCAAAAACACUCUGUACGCAGGACUCAGAGUCGACAGAGAUACUACUGGACGAACAGGUGGGGGAGGAGGAGGAAGAGGAAGUGGAGGGAGAGUCCUCUUCAUCACAACCUUGUGUAGUGGAGGAGGAAGAGGAGGGGGAGGAAGGGGAAGGGGAAGAGAAACCAGCCGAUACAUAGCAGUGUAUGGACUGCAACUAAACUUUUCUUCUUAGUAACCAGAGAUUAUUAUUUCUAGAGUAUUUUGGGGGUUUUAUGGACUAUGUCUGUUAUUUUUUUGAUAUAUUUAUGUUUAGGGUUCCAAAGCGCACGCUGUUCACCCCUUGGCCACUCCUCCCUCCUCAUCCUUGGUCAGCUUCUCAGACACACCCACUGGUACUUCUACAACUUUUUUGCACUCAGGAAAACUCUUUUCCAUUCCCGUUUGUACCGGAGUAGUCUGUGUGUUACUUCACUUCAAAACCUAGUCCUAGUGUGUUGAAGUUACAUUAAGGAUUAUGAUUAGAGUUUAGAGUGUGUUUGAUGCUGUUCAUAUACAGUAUAUCUCUACUCCUUUCAGCCUUGGGUGACCAAUGGCGGUGUUUCUGUGUGUUAUUAAGUGCCCAUUCUUCAGAAGUGACUAUAUUGUCUGUUUUUCUUAGUUGUUUGUAUUUAUCAGCAAAGCAACACGCUACAUUGUUGUGUGGUCUGGAUGAAUGAAAUCCCUACAGGACACGUCACGAUGGAGAGAGGCGCUGCAGCACAUUGAGAGAAAUGCAUUGUGGGAAUUUAACAAGACACUUUUCUGAAGUUUAAGUCUUCCUUGAAAACCUGACUAAAAAAGGCUAAGAUCUUACAGCUCUAAUGCUAGGUUUAACCUCGAUAGAGUUUUUGUACCGUACCAUACAUAACAUGGAGAUCUAUUGUAGAUUCUACUUUUGUUAACCAGAUAAAAAAAAGUGACUUUUGAAAACAUUUGAAAGGCACUUGAAAACUGUUGAUGAGAAAUGCCUCAUCUGCUACUGCUUUUCUGUGUGUAAAAGGGUAACUUACCAGUUAUUGUUUUGGGGGAGUAUUGGGGAGUAUUCUCAGAAUUACAAAUCAAGCCCUUGCC
Messenger RNA from Salvelinus namaycush (lake trout), 3145 nucleotides. Its product is annotated as cAMP-specific 3',5'-cyclic phosphodiesterase 4D-like. Gene Ontology annotation, biological process: signal transduction. The record is from RefSeq and is a predicted model, not a curated record. The transcript is spliced from 14 exons. The coding region runs from base 1 to 2232 and encodes 743 amino acids. NCBI's taxonomy places the organism in Eukaryota, Metazoa, Chordata, Actinopteri, Salmoniformes, Salmonidae. Gene Ontology annotation, molecular function: 3',5'-cyclic-AMP phosphodiesterase activity. Gene Ontology annotation, cellular component: cytosol; perinuclear region of cytoplasm; nucleus.